This is a messenger RNA of Aspergillus neoniger CBS 115656, 777 nucleotides long. RefSeq lists its product as uncharacterized. Lineage: Eukaryota; Fungi; Ascomycota; Eurotiomycetes; Eurotiales; Aspergillaceae. The transcript has a single exon. The record is from RefSeq and is a predicted model, not a curated record. Bases 87 to 554 code for a protein of 155 amino acids.
CUCCGUAUUCCCGUUCACCGUGGUUGGACAGGCACUGAUUUACCCCUUGUGACAGAGCUGAUCACUAGUGCCAAUUAGCCUCUGCUAUGAAAUCAUGGUUGACUGAUCGCCGUAUCCCGGCAAUAAGGGGCGGGUUUAUCAGUUGCUUGUCUCAGAUGGACUGGCAGAAGACGAUCUCCGGCACUGCGGUCGUUCCCGGACGCUCCGGCAAAAAAGGGAUAGGCAAGGCGUCUGGAUCACCGGCAGUUAUAGACUGUUAUUAUAUUUUGGCGAUCUUACUCAUUUCCAUUUCCCCCUUGGGUACUUGGGUACAAUGUUCCGUAAAUGUUUCGUGCUUUUGCGCCCAACAUCCUGGAUGGAAUUACUCCCCUCGUGGGCAAGGUGGUAGAUCCCAUCCCACAAUCCUGCAUGCAGGAUCAGGCCCUUUAAUUGAUCGCCGAAUUGGCAGUGGCCAAUCAAUAGGGAGGUUUUCUUUCUUUCGCGACAAUCUAGCCUUUCCUGCUCACAGAAGGAAAAGCAACGGGACCAAUGUUUAUCCAUACAUUUCCCAGUGAUUUUUGGAUAUCCAUUCUACUGUGGCUCAAAAUAUAGUGUCGUUGGGAGCUCAGGCGAACGUACGUGUAUGUGCACAUGCAAAUAUCCAUACUGGCCUGAAUUGUACUUUCUCCGACCAUUAAUUGACCAACUGAGAGCCAGAAUCGCACCGCAACGUUGGCAGGGAGCUCAUGACUACACUUUGUAUGCUCAGUUAUAGGCGUUGUCUAUGAACGACGUACG